Messenger RNA from Puntigrus tetrazona (Sumatra barb), 4367 nucleotides. RefSeq names its product NADPH oxidase 4. Gene Ontology annotation, molecular function: superoxide-generating NAD(P)H oxidase activity. Bases 125 to 1816 code for a protein of 563 amino acids. The record is from RefSeq and is a predicted model, not a curated record. The transcript is spliced from 18 exons. Gene Ontology annotation, cellular component: NADPH oxidase complex; plasma membrane. NCBI's taxonomy places the organism in Eukaryota, Metazoa, Chordata, Actinopteri, Cypriniformes, Cyprinidae. Gene Ontology annotation, biological process: defense response; superoxide anion generation.
GACGGGGGACGUGAGCGGCGGCGCGCGGAGUCCCGGGGAAGCCGGCGGGACGACCGUCACGGCGCGGAGAGUCCAGCGGCUGCACCGGUGAUGUUUCACCGGUCCGAGGUUUAGCGUCGAGACCAUGAGCGUCGCGCUGAAGAGCUGGAGGGCCAACGAAGGGCCCAAGCACUUGAUCGUGAUGCUUUGGGUUGCAGCCAACGUCUUUCUGUUCUGGAGGACAUUCGCGCUGUACUUCAGCGGAGCGCAGUAUUAUUAUCUGCACGAGAUGCUGGGGCUGGGCCUCUGCAUCAGUCGAGCCUCGGCCUCCGUUCUGAACUUCAACUGCAGUCUGGUGCUGCUGCCGAUGUGCCGCUCGCUGCUUGCCUUCCUCCGGGGAUCUCAGCGGGUGACGGGCAGACACGUUCGUCGGCUGCUGGAUAAGAGCAAGGCGUUUCAUGCGGCGUGCGGAGUCACUAUAUGCGUCUUCUCAGCGGUUCAUGUGAGCGCUCACCUCGUGAACAUGGUCAGUUUCUCUGCGAGAUAUUCAGAGGAUUUCCCUGCGCUUAAUGUCGCUCAGUAUCGAGGACAGGAUCCCAGAAUUCUCAUCAUCAGCACAGUUCCUGGAGUUACUGGUGUUCUGUUGGUGCUGGUGUUGUUUCUCAUGUUUACAGCGUCAUCUUAUUGUAUUAGAGUCUCAAGCUACGAGAUUUUCUGGUACACUCACAACCUCUUCAUCGUGUUCUACAUUAUUCUGAUGGUCCACGUAGCGGGGGGAACUUUGAAGUAUCAAUCAAACGUGGAGACCCACCAACCCGGGUGUUCACACGUCAAUCUCAGUUCAUGGACCAAUCACGAAGCAGCAGGAGAGAAGGGGGCGGAGCUUCCAAGUGCACCGCAAACAGUUUGUCAAGAAGAAGCUCGUUUUCAACCACAUUUUCCUCAGACGUGGUUGUGGGUCUCAGCUCCUCUCUGCCUGUAUUGUGCCGAGCGGUUGUAUCGGUUCAUAAGAAGCAGCGCUGCUCCCGUUACCAUAGUUUCUGUCGUUAGUCAUCCAUGUGAUGUGGUAGAAUUGCGCAUGCUGAAGAGCGGCUUUAAGCCCCGCCCCGGACAGUACAUCCUGCUGAACUGCCCGAGUGUGUCGUCGUUUGAAAACCAUCCCUUUACUCUCACCACAUGUCCAACGGGGAAGAAUGAAACAUUUGGUAUUCAUCUCAGAGUGCUGGGAGACUGGACCUCGAGAUUUUCCCAGCUGCUUUUUCAGAAGUCAAACAGCUCCGAAAUCCUUCCCAUGAUGCAUCAGAGGAUAUAUCCCACAGUGCACGUGGAUGGUCCUUUUGGCAGCCCGUCGGAGGAGGUGUUUAAUUACGAGGUCAGCCUGUGUGUGGCCGGAGGGAUCGGAGUCACGCCGUUCGCUUGCGUUCUGCAAGCACUGUUUGAUGACUGGCGUCGGUAUAAGUUGAGGAGGCUGUAUUUCGUUUGGGUUUGCAGGGACCUCCAGUCUUUCUAUUGGUUUGCUGAUCUGCUGUGUGGCCUUCACGAAAAACUGUGGCGGGACAAUCGUCCAGAUUAUCUGAAUGUUCAGCUCUACCUCAGUAACACUCAGGAAUUACAGAGCAUCGGCGAGGAACGUUACCGUUUCCUGAGCUCCAGGCUUCGGAUUGGCCGGCCAAAAUGGAAGCUCCUUUUCCGGGAAGUAGGGAGAGCCAAUCAGCCUAAAAGAGUCGGGGUUUUCUGCUGUGGACCCAAAGGGAUCUCCAAAGCGUUACACGCUCUGUGCAAUUCAAACCCACACACGGGAACCGCAUUCGAGUACAACAAAGAGUCCUUCAGCUGAGGGACGCAAGCGAAGCCAUCGUUUAAUGCCAAAUAUAAAGCCAUUGGAGUCUCUGUCGCUGAGGAGAGAAGACAGAUGUAGACGAAGAUGUCUGGAAUUCACGGACAACCUCUUUUGUCUACGAAUGAAUCCUCGCACAAAGAGACGGAGAGCCGGUAAACGGUGUAAUGAGAUGGAAAACUUGCACAAGUACAUUCUUAUUCAGGGAAUAUUUGUGAUUGUGCAUGUAGAGAUCGUCUACGUGAACCUGCACAACCCUUCAUAGACCCUUAGAGCGGAAAUCAAGCAGUUUACACUGUUUAGAAAAAACUACUUCCACUUUAAUAAAAAAAAAAAAAAAUCACAAUUAAUGUAACCAUUUUAAAGUGAAAAGAAAAACAAUGGAUUUAAUGGUUAUAAUGGGACUUGUAUUGGUUUUAAUGGAAAGUAUAUUGGUGUCUACUGAUAUGUGAUGGAUCCUGUUGGAAAAGUGCCCAAAACACACUGCAAAAAUACAUUUUUAGUUGAAAAAGUGAAUGGUUCAUAAUGAUAUUUUAAUGUGAAAAAAUGUGAACCAUCACUGGCGGUGGUAUUGCAAGAUGGCGGCGCCCUUGCUCCAGAAGCUGUGCAAAAUGGUUACAUUAAUCGUGUUUGUUUUAUAUUUUUCGACUAAAGUGGACGUCGCUUUAUUAAAUGAUGUAAACCUGAGCUUCCAUUUUAAAGGCGCAGUUCAGCAAAAAUGAAAAAUCGCUGAGAAUGUUAUCACUCUCGGUCUAUCUAAGAUGUAGGAGAGUCUGUUUCUUCAUCAGAUUUGGAGAAGUGCAGCAUCACAUCCCUUGUUCAGCAACGGAUGCUCUGAAGUGAAUGGGUGCCGUCAGAAAGACAUCACAACAAUCCACUCCAGUCCAUCAGUCAAAAGCUGCUCGUUAAUAAGAAACAAGUCCAUCAUUAAGACGCUUUGAAAAGUCAGUCUCUUGUUGUCGUCUCGUAUCACACUCAUACUCGUCUCGGCUUUAUCUGUGCAGAUUUCUAUCCUGAUUCAGAUUGUAUUUUCACUGAGAACGUAAUGUUACGGUCGCGUUGCGUCAUAUUUUAGUGAGUUAAGAUAUCUUGAUGGAUUUGUUUCUUAUAAACACACACCUUUUCACUUCACGAGGUGUUAACUGAUGGACUGGGGCGCUGUGGAUUAUUGCGAUGUUUUGACGGCACCCAUCCGCCGCAGAGCAUCCGAAGUGAUGCAGUGCUGCACUUCUCCAAAUCCGAUGAAGAAACGAACUCUUCUGCAUCUCGGAUGGCCUGAAGGUGAGUAAAUGUUUAGUAAAUUAAAACUAUUCAUGUUAAACCGCAGCAGUUGACCCAAAAAUGAAAAUUCGGACACCAUUUGCUCACUCUCAUGUUGUUUCGGUUAUUAAUAGUAUGUUUUUGCUCAUUUUACAAACACGAACAUACACAGAAACAAUAUUUAAAGUAUAGCUUUUCAUUCUUUUAUUAUUAAUAUUUAUUUCUUUUGUAUUAUGACAGCACAACAAUUUUUAUUACUGUUUAUAUUUUAUUAGGACGCAAACUUGCAUCCCAGGUAAACUGCACUGUUGCUGUAUCACCACUGCCAAAGAUUUCAUAUAAUCACUGAUUUAUCAUAUAAAUCUUUUUUUUAAAUUACUUCGUGUCGUAUAUGAACACACAGUGACUACACAAGCACCAUAAAUACCGCUGGUUUGACUAGAGGCCUUGUGUUCAGAACGCUAGCGCACCGCACAGUGUAUAUUGUGGACUAUAAUAGAGUUAGCAUGCAAAACAAUGAGCGGUUCAAGCAACGCCGACGCCAUAUGACUUCACUGCGUUGCAUUUUUGAGUGGCUCGAAAUUUAAAGAUUAUUUUACGUUUCAAAUCUAAUUAUUCCAAAAAAGUCUGAUCGCUUAAGGCAGUUUGUCGGCGAAGUGCACCUGCAAUGCAUUAUGGGAUGCAGCAUUUUAUCCAAUUUUUGACUGUGUCCUGCGUAUUACAAAACGAUUCAAACAUUUGGGAGUUGGUAAGAUGUUUUGUCUCUUCUGCUCACCGAGGCGGCAUUUAUUCGAUCAAAAACACAGUAAAGCCAGUAAUAUUCUGAAACGAUAUUCCGAUUUCAAAUAAACGUUUUCUAUUGCAAUAUACGUUAAAAUGUCAUUUGUUCCUGUGAUGCAUUUUCAGCCUCAUUGCUCCAGUCUUCAUUGUCACACGAUCCUUCAGAAAUCAUUCUAAUAUGCUGAUCUGCUGCUCAGGAAACAUUUCUGAUUAUCAUCAAGGCCGAGAACAGUUGCGCUGCUUGCUAUUUUAUGGAAACCGCGUUUUUUUUUUUUAUCGUUCGACACGUAUAAUCGUAUUUAUUCGAAAAUAGAAAGAUAUUACUAUCACUUUUGAUAACUGUAAUGCAUCCCUGCCGAAUAAACUCUUACUGACCCCGAACAUUUGAAGAGUAAUGCGCAUUAUGCACGCUAAAGCAAGUUUCUGUAUGCAUGCCUUGUUGCAUGAGUCCGGUUUAGAGGCGAGACCUUGUCUGGUUGGUCACGUGACCUGGCUGUUGCGUCUUUUCCCC